GUAACCCCUAAAGAGAAGGCUGAACGUACAGUAUUCCCAAAUCCAGCUCUUGCAAGUUCUACGCUUAAAAUUUCAGGACCCCAUAUUUCUCAAUGUUGUGGCAAAAAGCUUAACACUACUGGAGGGUGGUGUUGGAUGUAUUAUGAAGAUUAUAUAGAACAGAAUUCAAAUGAAGAAUGGAGAAAAAUAGAGCUUAAUUCACGAAAAUUUAAAGUUUCGUCACUAGGGAGGGUUCGGUUACCUAACGGUUUAAUCUCCCGAGGAUCUUUGGAUGUUGGAUAUCUUAGAGUAUCUCGAGAAAAACAUUAUGUUCAUCGCUUGGUUGCACUAACAUUUUGUCCCAAAGAAGAUGGCAAAGAAUAUGUAAAUCAUAAUGACGGGAAUUCUACCAACAAUAUAGCGUCUAAUCUUGAAUGGUGUUCACAUAAAGACAAUAUACAUCAUGCCAUGCGUCUGUUUCAACGUGUUGUCAAGCAGAUUUUCGAUAAUGGUUCUAAUCGAGAAUUUUCAUCCUUAGCUGAAUAA
Messenger RNA from Funneliformis geosporum, 525 nucleotides. The record is from the annotation of a GenBank genome assembly. Lineage: Eukaryota; Fungi; Glomeromycota; Glomeromycetes; Glomerales; Glomeraceae.